AUGUCUGAUAAAGACAUUCACACAAAUAAAUUCAUUGAAUUGCAAAACAUCUUUAAAUACCACAUCAAUUCGUAUACUGCGUUGUAUCAGCUAAAAACGGAAAAUGAAGAAGGAUUAAACUCGAUUUACAAAAUGAUCAAAACAGAAUUGAUUGAUUUAAAGAAAUAUCUUCCACAAAAUAUUAUAAAAGAUAUUUUAGAUAUCAUUCCGUAUAAUAACCGCUAUACAAAGUCUUAUCUAAAGCUUGCCAAAUAUAUAUUUGAUGAUUAUCAUGUCAAAGAGGUCAAAAAUGUUGAGUUUCUUUUAAGCUUCCUGUUUUAUAAAGAAUAUGGAAUUAAAUUAUAUGCCUGCAAUUUCGAAAAAAUUAAACCAGAAAAUCUCGAUAUUCAUACAGAAAAUACAAUUUGCAGAGCAAUUAUGAAUAAUGACUUAGAAAGAUUCAUAUAUUUCACAGAAAGAGGUGAAUUUAAUAAAGAUCAAAUACUUGAAAGUAGUUUAUAUCCAUAUUCUUACAGAGGAUAUUCAUUACUUGAAUUAUGUUGUUACCAUGGAGCAGUUGAUUGUUUCAAGUUAUUAAGAUCAAAAUUCAGCUCAGAAAUAACUGAAACAUGUCUAGAAUUUUCAUUUUUAGGGGGAAAUCCAGAGAUCAUGAGUGAAUGUUUGAAAUAUCAGAAACCAAAUGAAAAAUGCAUGCCAUAUGCAAUUAUUUCACACAACAUUGAUUUUGUUACAUUCUUGAUGAAUGAAUACAAUAUAAAGAUCGAUGUAUAUGAUUGCGGAAAAUACAAAAAUCUUGAAUCAUUUUUAGUUUAUUUCGAUCAAACUAAUGAUGUUAAGAAAUGCUUUGUUUAUUCAUCAUGGUUCAAUAUUCCAUUACUUUGUGAAUAUUUCCUUCAAAUGCAGCAAAUAUCAAUGAAAAAGAUAAUGCAGCAAAUUAUAAUAGUAUGA
Trichomonas vaginalis G3 is the source of this 948-nucleotide messenger RNA. Its product is annotated as protein of unknown function (DUF3447). The coding region runs from base 1 to 948 and encodes 315 amino acids. The transcript has a single exon. The record is from RefSeq and is a predicted model, not a curated record. NCBI's taxonomy places the organism in Eukaryota, Parabasalia, Trichomonadida, Trichomonadidae.